This is a messenger RNA of Eptesicus fuscus (big brown bat), 615 nucleotides long. RefSeq names its product procathepsin L-like. Gene Ontology annotation, molecular function: cysteine-type endopeptidase activity. Gene Ontology annotation, cellular component: lysosome. Lineage: Eukaryota; Metazoa; Chordata; Mammalia; Chiroptera; Vespertilionidae. The coding region runs from base 1 to 615 and encodes 204 amino acids. Gene Ontology annotation, biological process: immune response. The record is from RefSeq and is a predicted model, not a curated record. The transcript has a single exon.
AUGAAUCCAUUCUUCUUGAUUGCCCGUUACUUAGGAAGAGCUUCAGCUGCUCCAAAACGUUAUGGAAGUUUGGAGGCACGAUGGCACCGGUGGAAGGCAACACACAGAAAAAAUGAAGAAGGAUGGAGGAGAUCAGUAUGGGAGAAGAAUAUGAAAAUGAUCGACCUGCACAACCAAGAAUACAACCUAGGGAGACAGAGCUUCACCUUGGCAAUGAAUGCUUUUGGUGACAUGACCAACGAAGAAUUCACACAGUUGAGGAAUGGCCUAGAAAACCAGAAGCACAAGGGAAGGAGAGUGUUCCGGGAACCUUACAUUGCUGAAAUCCCCCCAACCAUGGAUUGGAGGAAAGAAGGCUAUGUAACUCCCGUGAAGAACCAGGGUCAAUGUGGUUCUUGUUGGGCAUUUAGUGCAACUGGUGCCCUUGAAGGACAGAUGUUCCGGAAAACUGGCAAACUUAUCUCAUUGAGUGAACAGAACCUUGUGGACUGCUCUCAGGCUCAAGGCAAUGAAGGCUGCAAUGGUGGCCUAAUGAAUAAUGCCUUCCAGUAUGUGAAGUCCAACGGCGGCCUGGACUCAGAGGAGUCCUAUUCAUAUCAAGCAAAGCUGGGGUGA